ACUUUUGUGAUUCAGUCAGGAAAACCCAACAUUGUGUAUUGCAAUAUUUGCAACGUAAUUGUAUGGAGUUCGCAGUGUAAAUAGUGUGCGCAAAUUGUUUAUUUAAUAAUGGCACAAAUAUUCCAAAAUAAAGCCUCACUUCAGUUAGUAGAAAAUCCUAUAUCCCAAUAUAGAUUUUUAUACAGUUCUGAAGCGAUAAUGACCAGACGUCCAGCGUUGAAAGGUUUAAAUUCUAAUAAUUUUGGAAAUAAGACCCAUCCUACAGUAGAAAUUACAAAUUGUUCAGGCAGUGUAAUUAUUAGAUGUUCCAUUUAUCAGACAAAUGCAUUUGGUAAAGAUUUUUUACCGCAUGCUAAUGAAUUAUUUAUGAAAAUUGGUCAGGAUCUACACUACGAUCCUCAUCAUAUUUUUGUUGGACCUGAAAAUGGCUAUAGAGCUGUGUUUAGUAAUCUGCUGAUAACAAUGACUAAAACAAAAGAUGUUGUAUCAAGUUUGGUAAGAAAAAAAAGUCAACUGAAGAAAGAACAUAUCGCAAGAACAGAAGGGUUCAUUAGAGAACUGAACGCCAAGGAGUUGGAGGAGAUACAAGAAUUAGCUGAGAUAGAAAGUAAACAUAUUAAUAGUCACGUAAUAUGUUUACGAUUCGAUGCUUUUAGCGAAAAAAAUGGAAUUUUAUAUCCCAUCUGUGAACCCCUUUUUUCAGAACCUGUUUUCAAUAUCUACAUGGUAAGGAAUAUUUCAAGACUAACAGAAGAUAAUACAACUGCAUUGGCCUUUCUCAAGUUUAGAAAUCAAGAACUCAUUAGAGGUAUUACUCCUGAAAAUGAUUCGAAAAUAUACAUGUUGAGUCGUGUCAACAGCCGCGCCAAGGGAAAGGCCAAUGUAACUUUAUUAGUUAAUUUGGAUAUGGAAGAUAAUACUAGUAACAUCAAAGUUCGCUUCUUUGAACUGGACAAUGAAGGUAAUUUAGUUUGGGAGGAUUGGGGAAGAGAAGUGAAUGUAUUUCAUCAUGGAAUUGUGAUUAAGUUGCUCACUCCGGAAUACUACAAUCAAGAUAUUACCACACCUGUCAAUGCUUUUAUUGAAUUAGUACGUCCAAUGAGAUACAUUAGUCCGCAAUCAAAAUCUUUUCGCUAUAUUCCCAAUGCUACUAUCUCGCGCAAAUAUGUACACGAGAGGCGAAAAUAUCUAGCAGAGAAACGAAAACUGGCCCGUACUAAAGUUUGUAGCGACAACGACAAAAUUCAUAGCAGGUUAUCUGCGGCGAUUAGCAAUUUACAAAUAGAUCAAUUUACUAAUAAUGCAUGUACUUCAAGAGGAUUCAGUGAAGAUCUACCAAUAGCUGUCAAAAAUUUCAAUUCUGUUGAGUUCAAGACAAUGUAUUCAGAGUAUCAACAAAAAUUUGCACCCCAUUUUAAAAAAUUAGAACUUGAUAAUUCGGAGUCUCAUGGUAUUUCACAGUCUACAAGUCAAUUAUCUUGGCAACUUAUCUCACUUAAUGAAGAUUAUAUCGCAGUCACUGCUGAUGAAGAGUUAAUGGCAGUUACAGUAGUAGAAGAAGUGAUACAUUUCAUUAGCAGUGUACAUACACCACAACAAGCUGUUCAAAUGCUAACUCGCCUUUUAGGAAAGAAUUACGUUAAAAAUGCCUUGAAGGUUUUCAUUUGCAUGAAUAAAAAUCAAAUAGCUUUAUUUUUCAUAAAAAUUAUAGCUUUUUAUAAAGCAUUUCAUUUAUUGGAGAGAGAACAUAAUCAAGGACAAACACCGUUACACACCGCUAUUAUUUGUCGUAAUGAAUCAAUAAUUAGUUCCUUGUUAUUAUGCGGUGCCAAAAUUUCAUCAGUAGAUGAUCAUUUAAAUACGUCUCUACAUUUAGCGGCUAAGGUAAAUCCAUCCAUACAAAUUUUGAAAAUGCUUUUGAGGGAUGAUAGCGAGCACGAGAAAAUAAGCGAUAUCUUAGAUAUGGAAAAUUCAGAUGGUGAUACCGUUUUGACGAUUAUGAUCAAAGAAAUAAAAAAUUUGGAAGCCGUUAAGUUACUUUGUCAGAAAAGCGCAGAUAUUAACAAGAUAUGUCCGAAGAAUGGUUAUGUUCCUAUAAGAAUGGCUAUUAAUGGUCAAACAGUAGAUAUAUUUGAGUAUUUUUUAACUUUAGAAAAUAUAAAUCUAAACAUUAAAGAUUUUAUUGGUAUACCACCUUUGACUGCGGCACUUGUUUCAACUAAUUCGGAAAUAAGAUCUGCAGCUCAAAAAUACAUGGAAGAAAAAAAUCGACAAAUCGAAGAAUUAGAUGCUCUUUAUAAUGAUGUUAGUGUUUUUACACCAGAAUCUUGGGAUACUUUGUCAACGAUUUUUGAUUGAAUUAUAAGCCGGACAGUACCCUGGAUUUUCUUCCAUAAGCGAUAAGCAAAGUGUAUAAAUAGUUUAUACUGAUUAAAAUUCUAAACCUGA
Molecule: messenger RNA, 2448 nt
Organism: Diorhabda sublineata
Lineage: Eukaryota; Metazoa; Arthropoda; Insecta; Coleoptera; Chrysomelidae
Product: nuclear factor NF-kappa-B p110 subunit-like
Exons: 12
Coding region: 109-2358 (749 amino acids)
Biological process (GO): cellular response to stress; inflammatory response; response to cytokine
Cellular component (GO): cytoplasm
Molecular function (GO): DNA binding; DNA-binding transcription factor activity; protein binding
Source: RefSeq, a predicted model, not a curated record